UAUUACUUAGCGAAAUACAAGGCACAAAUAAAAAAACAGCACGUGCAUAAUUUAAAAAAAAAAUUCAUGGAAAAUGCGUAUUGAAACGUGUUAUUUUUGUUCUAGCAAAAUAUAUCCUGGCCAUGGCAUACAGUUUGUUCGAAAUGAUUGCAAGAUUUUUAAGUUUUGCCGUGGAAAAUGCCAUAAAGCAUUUAAACGCAAGAAGAAUCCCCGUAAAGUGCGUUGGACUAAAGCCUACCGUAAAGCAGUGGGUAAAGAAUUGGCCAUUGAUCCGAGUUUUGAGUUUGAAAAAAGACGCAAUGCUCCCAUCAAAUAUAAUCGGGAAAUGUGGAGUAAGGCAUUGGGCGCUAUCAAAAAGGUUAAUGAAAUUAAAGAACGUCGGCAGGAUCAAUUUGUUAUGGAUCGAUUGCGCAAAGGACGUCAAGUGGAAAUACGAAUGGAUGUUAAAGAUGUUCAAUGCAACAUAUCGUUAAUACGUUCGCCUGCAGCGGGUCUGAAAGAGCGUCGUGCUCGCGAAGAAGCUGAACAUGAGCUUUUAAUGGAAGAAGAUUUACCGGAAGAGGAGAUCUCAUAUGUCGACGCCAGACAGUUGGAGAAGAAAUUGGAAGAAAGUGCCGAGGACCACCUACAAGAUGCGGAAAUGAUAAAAGUCUGAAAUUAUUGAAAAGAAAAGUAGUUCUAAGAUUUUAUUUAAAUUAAAUUUAAUUUAAAUGAU
This is a messenger RNA of Glossina fuscipes, 715 nucleotides long. It is a transcript of the gene RpL24-like, whose product is annotated as probable ribosome biogenesis protein RLP24. The transcript has 2 exons. Bases 74 to 655 code for a protein of 193 amino acids. Gene Ontology annotation, biological process: ribosomal large subunit biogenesis. Gene Ontology annotation, cellular component: nucleolus. NCBI's taxonomy places the organism in Eukaryota, Metazoa, Arthropoda, Insecta, Diptera, Glossinidae. The record is from RefSeq and is a predicted model, not a curated record.